Maniola jurtina (meadow brown) is the source of this 1224-nucleotide messenger RNA. RefSeq names its product nematocyst expressed protein 4-like. The coding region runs from base 368 to 907 and encodes 179 amino acids. The record is from RefSeq and is a predicted model, not a curated record. NCBI's taxonomy places the organism in Eukaryota, Metazoa, Arthropoda, Insecta, Lepidoptera, Nymphalidae. The transcript is spliced from 6 exons.
GUCAAAGAUGGUCAAAAACACAGUCAAAAAGUAGAGAAGUUGAUCGACUCAACAUACGAAUUUUACGAAUAUUUCUAUUAAAUUAAUAAUAACUCAUUUAGAAAAUGUGCUCAUAUUAGUAAUAAACGUAUAUAAAUAAAUGGAUCUAUCCAUUGAAUAAACUAAAAAAAUACCUUAUUCCGUUUUCAAUAACAACGAAAACCUAUUAGUUUUUUUGAGAAAGCAGCCAAGGUUUUCUACUGUGGUAAAUCCCCUGAGUUGUGUUGUGAGCUGUGACUCAUAAACACAUUAUACUAUUCCUCUUAGCUUUGUCAGCUGCUGUGAAAUUUGAGCAUCAUGAUAAGAAUGUUUUAGCGUGCUUAAUAUUAUGUUUGGAGAGAAAGAAUUCAGCAACGAUUAUUCGGAAAGUUUUGAUACUGAGGAAAUAACCAUAACAUACGACAUGAGCGUCCAAACCCAGCUUUACAUAGUGGGUACUGUGGUGGUGGUGAUAUUGCUGAUCGCCUGCUGCUGCCGCUGCUGCUGCCGCCGCGAACGCGGUCAAGUGCUGACCCCAGCCCCGACUCACGUGCAAGUGCAAGUGCCGGCGCCGUAUCCGCAGCAGCAAUAUAAUAUGCCAUAUCCGACGCAAGUGAUAACUACGUACCCGGUGCACACGGGGGCGCAAGUCGCAUACCCGCAUCCCGGGGGCUACCCCUACCCCCCGCAACCGGGCCCUGCCGCCGCGCCCUACCCCACCUCGCCCUACCCCAGCGCGGCCUACCCGCCUACCGCGCCCAGCGCGCCCGAACCCAACGUUUUCAUUGGAAUCGCCCCGCCUGGCUGGAAUACCCAAGCGAUGCCGCCCUCCUACGACCAAGCAGUGUGCUCUAAGCCUCCCCCGAGCAACCCCUACGCCUCGCAUUAGUGCUGAGCUAGUGUUUUGUGUAGUGUUACGUGUUUUAAUCACACUAGUGCCCUAAAGUUAUACUUAUGAACUCUUUACCUGAUUUGUACUGCAUACAUGUGCAAAAACCCAUACUUGUAUAGUUCUUGCAUUAUACAAGCGCGCGUGGCUCAUGCUUGUGUUUAAGUCGUAUCGGUUGUAGUGCCCAGCAAUCAACUUGAGCAUUGACGCGAUUGGCUGGCGAAUGGCGGAUGCACACGAUUGGUUGAUCAGUCGGCGCGAGUGCACGCGAUUGGUUGAUAUGUCGACUUUCGCUUCCUGGAUUCGCCAACUUUCUC